Messenger RNA from Caretta caretta (loggerhead turtle), 4358 nucleotides. It is a transcript of the gene ACADSB, whose product is annotated as acyl-CoA dehydrogenase short/branched chain. Gene Ontology annotation, cellular component: mitochondrion. Gene Ontology annotation, molecular function: flavin adenine dinucleotide binding; acyl-CoA dehydrogenase activity. NCBI's taxonomy places the organism in Eukaryota, Metazoa, Chordata, Testudines, Cheloniidae. The record is from RefSeq and is a predicted model, not a curated record.
GCGGUGGCCGUGGCGCUGGACGGCCGCUGCUGCGAGCCCGAGCGGCGGAGGGGCUCGCUGGGUUCGCCGCCGGCGAAGGGGAGUCGGCAGCAGCGAACAUGGCGGCGGCGGCGCUGUGGCGGAGCUGCGCGAAGCUAAGAAGAAACAUGCCAAUCUACUUGGCUUCUUGGAAGGCUCCUCCUAGUGUCUGUAAAUCAUCCAAAUCAGAAGCUAUGGCAAACCUAGCCAAUGAGCGGGUAGUGUGUGCUCCCCUUGACACACUUACAGAAGAAGAGAUGAUGAUGAAAGAAAUGGUGAAAAAAUUUGCUCAAGACCAAAUUGCACCUUUGGUAAAAGCAAUGGAUGCAAAUGCAGAAAUGGAUGAAUCUGUACUGCAAGGACUAUUUGAACAAGGGCUAAUGAGUAUUGAGCUUGGACCAGAGUAUGGAGGAACUGGAUCUUCAUUUUUUUCUACCAUACUGGUGGUAGAGGAAUUGGCCAAGGUUGACCCAGCUGUAGCUCUUCUGUGUGAACUCCAGAACACAGUUACGAAUAAAUUGUUUAUUACAUAUGGAACAGAAGAACAAAAGAGAACUUAUUUGCCCAGAUUGGCUAAAGAUUUGACAGGCAGUUUCUGCCUUUCUGAGGUUGGAUCUGGCAGUGAUGCAUUUUCUUUGAAGACUCAUGCUGAUAAGAAGGGAGACUACUAUAUUAUCAAUGGCUCAAAGAUGUGGAUAAGCUUUGCAGAACAGGCAGGAGUGUUUUUCGUGUUGGCAAAUGCAAAUACUUCUUUGGGAUACAAGGGAAUUACAUGCUUCAUAGUAGAUCGUGGCACAGAGGGCCUACAUGUAGAGAAAAAGGAAGAUAAACUGGGAAUCAGAGCAACUUCUACGUGCCCCGUAACGUUUGAAAAUGUUAAGGUUCCUAAGACCAAUAUCCUGGGACAGCUUGGACAAGGCUAUAAGUAUGCAAUUGGAAUGCUAAAUGUGGGCAGAAUAGGUAUUGCUGCACAGAUGUUGGGAUUGGCACAGGGAUGUUUUGACCACACAAUUCCAUAUGUAAAGGAGAGAGUCCAGUUUGGGAAAAGCAUAUUUGAUUUUCAGGGAAUGCAACAUCAGAUAGCUCAAGUGGCCACCCAGCUGGAAGCUGCACGGUUGCUGACCUAUAAUGCAGCCAGACUCGUAGAAGCAGGAAGGCCAUUCAGAAAAGAAGCAAGCAUGGCCAAGUAUUAUGCUGCCGAGGUUGCAACACUGACGACUAGUAAAUGUAUUGAAUGGAUGGGUGGAGUUGGAUUCACAAAAGAUUAUCCAAUUGAAAAAUACUAUCGAGACUGCAAAAUUGGUACAAUAUAUGAAGGAACUUCAAAUAUCCAGCUGAAUACAAUUGCAAAAUGCAUAGCUCAAGAAUACUGAAAACGGCAAGGACGUUGUGACUGUUCACACUGAAAUUUAGAAUCAGCAUGCCUCAUUGGUGAAAUCAAGGGUUACAUAUUUAUUCCAAAUUGUGUGUUUGUUUUUUUAAAAAAAAAACCCUAAUCGUGGAAUUUUAUCCCUAAAACACUUCUAAAACAGUGCAAUGAUUUAAGUGAUUGGGUUGUUUCAGACUGUACAGAUCGACAAAAGUAAACAAAGAAACAGGAGAUAAAUCCUCAGCCUGCUCUACUGGCACAAAAGGGCACAAAGACACCUGAAGGGGCAGCUGAUUUCCCCCAGGGCAGAGGUAUCAUUGGCUGGUGUAAAGCCAGCUAUAUGCCGUCUGGUGUGGUGAGAAUGGGUAGACUUGGAUAGUUCAGCCAUCCUUGCUACCUUUCUCCGGUGAGCGAUUCCUUUGGGGCCGCUACAGUUGAGGUUACUUAGAGCAGUCUUAGCCUAUUCUAAAUUAUAUCUGGCAGCUUGGCCCUUGGCAGUCCCUGGAUUGGGGAUCUUGAAAGGUGCAUUGGUCAAACUGGACAGUCUCUACGUAAAAAAAUAAAUGGACACAAAUCAGAUCUCAAGAAUGAUAACAUUCAAAAACCAGUUGGAGAACACUUGAAUCUCUUUGGUCACUCGAUUACAGACCUAAAAGUGGCAAUUCUUCAACAAAAAAACAUCAAAAACAGACUCCAACGAGAGACUGCUGAAUUGGAAUUAAUUUGCAAACUGGAUACAAUUAACUUAGGCUUGAAUAGAGACUGGGAGUGGAUGGGUCAUUACACAAAGUAAAACUAUUUCCCCAUGUUUAUUACCCUCCCCCACCCCCCAGACUUAACAUUCUUGAUAUUUAUGAGGUAAAACAAGCAGACUCGUGCAUGAUCAGAAAGAAGCGAAAAGCAUAGUGCCAUUUUUAUAAAAGUUAUUUGUAGGUCACUAUUGUGACUUGCCCAAGGCCACCAAGGGAAUCAGUGUAGGGAUUAGAAUUUGGGGCUUCAUUAUUGCAACGCUUGUGCUUCAACCCUGCACCAUUCCUCCCUUGGUUGAAGCUUCAGUUUUAAUGUGACUGCUUUAGUAGAGUGACUCUUCCAACAAAUGCUUAGAUUAGGGUGACAGUUGUCCCUUUGCUGAAGAGAACAAGUUUCAAGAUUCAUUUGAUCAAUGCCUUGGUGACUUUCAAGAGAAAAAAUUUCAAAUUGUUUGCAGACAUACUUCCAGCUAAACUAAAAGAAGCUGAGGGUACAGUUCAACUAGAAUUGAUUAUUUUAGGGCUUGUCUUCACAGCAACAGUUAGCUCAAAUACCCCACUCCAGCUAGCCUAGCUUGAGUGAGAGCAGCCACACUGUGAAACACUUGAGCUACACAGAUUGAUUGGCUUAGCAACUGAUGAGUUGUGCUAACAUGGUGAACUAUAGCCUAUAGCUGCAUCCCCACUUUAUUACUAGCUUGAGCAUCAGCAGUGUUUGAGCUUCAACCUGCACUCCCUGAUGGGCCAGCUAGUUGAAGUUUAAAGCACCACUGAACUUAAGCUAGAGAUUUGUAUGUUGACAGGAGUACCUGAAGCUAACACUGCGGUGAAGGCAAGCCCCUUAGUGCCGUGAUCCAAAUUUUGUGAGGAAAAAUAUUGAAUUUCUAUUAAGACCUGCUGUGGGACAGAUAUCAAGGGUUGUGUAAGAGGGCUACUCUUUGUAUGACCUCCCUGGAAGUAUGUCAUAUUGGUAAAGAUCCGCUUAAAGUGAUUUGGAAAAAUCAAAAUAUUGCAAUGUGCCUAACAGCCUCAAAUCUGCAUUCUGUUAUCCAUGUGGUCAUCUUGAAAAUUCAGCUAGCCAUCAGAUAGUUGAUUUUAGAGAAUUAAUGCCAGUCUUUCCAUUAACACUGAGACACAGAACAUGUUUGUCUACAGUGCUGUGUGCAGUUAUAUAAGUAAGUACAGAGCACUUUCCAAGAGAAACACUACAUAAAUGUGUAUUUAUCUAUAAAGACCUAAACAAAUUUGUGUGCAAAUUAAUUGCAGUUAUUGAGUUUCUGGCAAGAUGCCAUUAAAGCCUUUGCUGCGGCCAAAAAUGACAUACCACUGUCCUAAACACUAGUCUCCCAAGAAACGGACAGUGUCAUGUUGGGCCAAAUUAUUUAAUCUCCUUGAGUUAGAUUCCAUUGCUGCACCAGUGCAGACUCUGGUUUGGCAACUGAGUGGGUUGUGCCUUCUUGCCUGAGUCUUCAGGAAACUGAGUUGGCCCCGGGUGCAGGGUUAGGGCAACCCAUCAGGACUUCCCUAAGUUGCACCUCUGCUGUUAGCACUGCAAAAUAACCUGGGCAUAGGAUUGGCCCUCCUGUCUCCCGCAACAGGGAUCUUUUGAUGGGUUGCAGCGCUGCCUUUGUACCUCUUCAAGAAAGUCUGCCAUGCUGAGGAUGGGACUUACAGCUGCUUUUUAGCUUUGUUAUGUUGUUGUAAAGUGGCUUCAGUGCUCCUAUGAAUUCCCCCUUGUGUCUUCAGUCAACCCAGCUGAACAACUGCACUGAAAUCACAUCUUCAGUAACAGGAAUGUUGCACCUGUGCUUUCCUAGAUUAAAAACAAAUAUUGGGGUUGUUCUUAAAAAGUGCCUGUAUUUUUUAAAAUAUAAUACCUAUAUUUUGUAUCUGUUGUAGAGUCUCUAACAAUCUCAUUUUUAAUAAGGCAUUGGAACUAUGAAUUUUGUAACUUAUUGAGACUGAGCAGAAAAAUUUUGGUCAGAUUUUUGUGCACUAAUUACUCAUUCUUGUUAAAGCUCUGAGGCAGAUAUCAAGUUUAGGGCAUGGUUUCUGCAUGGAAAAAUAUUAAAAUAUGCUAUUUUAUGUGAUGUGUUCUGUGCUCUUGUUCUCAGUCAUAUUUUUCUUCAAAUGUCAAGACUCUGUACUGCUUCUGCAAAAUGACCUCUUGAACUUCACAAAAAGGAACAAAAAUAAAUAUUUGAUCCACUGUCUUAAAGGAA